Messenger RNA from Lytechinus pictus (painted urchin), 1928 nucleotides. RefSeq lists its product as uncharacterized. The record is from RefSeq and is a predicted model, not a curated record. Bases 25 to 687 code for a protein of 220 amino acids. The transcript has 2 exons. Lineage: Eukaryota; Metazoa; Echinodermata; Echinoidea; Temnopleuroida; Toxopneustidae.
GAAUUCUCCGUGUGUUUAGUGUGCAUGUGUACGCAGUCAAACUUGGAGGACGAUAAUAAGGGGUUUCCUCUCGAACUCAGCGAAAGCCGACAGCUCACUUUCCACAUCCAUUUUCGUUUUGGCAGUCACUUGGAUCACAUAGCCAUGGAUCAGACGUUGUACCACGGAAAUCUUGGAGCUCGCUUGUCGAUAGCAGCAUGUUUUCUGCUGAUUUUCAUCACCCAAACUCGCGGUCUGACAUUCACGGACCCCGAGCGAUCGUACGUUGUGUAUAAUCCUCCGUGGAGUCCGACCGGGCAAGUGCAGGCGAUCAGCUUGCAGUUUCGCACGGUGACGGGAAACGCGCUUCUUUUUGCACACCAUUAUCUCAGGGAAAAUGAGACAAAAUACAGUUUUGAAGUGGACCGUUUUGCGGUGGUUUUGCAGAUUAUCUCGGGAAAAGUAAAAGCCACUCAUUACUUCACAACCAUCCAAGAAAGUGUUACAGCGGGAAUGGAUGUCAGCAACGACCAGUGGCAUAACGUAUCUUUCAGCAUCACCCCCGCAACAGGCGUCAUGUCACUCACCGUGGAUGGCCAGACGGACUCUGUGGAACUCAAUGGUUACAAGUUUGCCUCUGCCUCAAGCAUCCUUAGUGAUAAAUUUGGAAAUAAUCCAUCGGCUACUGUUUAUUUGGGAGGUAGGUAGUUAAUAGAGUGAAUGUUCUUUCUUUUAUUAAUUCACAGGUUUUCUAUGACCAGAGGGGAACAUAGAAUAGGAAAUAGUUGUUGAAACUAUGAAGAAAUAAUGUAAAAAAUACGAGAAUGAAAAGUGAAAUAAAAUGGAACUGCAUAAUACAACGUUGAAUAAUGAGAUUAAGCAAGAUAAUAUAGAGGAGAAAUGUAGACAGAAAAAGUAGAAGGAUUGAAUGUAUUAAAUAUAAUACAGAUACAUAUGUACAAACGUGUUAUUAAGGAGGUGUAUUGGUCAGUGGAUAAGUCUCCAGACUUUGAACCAUGGGGUCUGGGUUCAAAUCCCACCUCAGAUCAUGUAUCCUUUGACAAAGUGUUGCCACUCCCUACCCAGGUGAAUGAAAUAGGUACCUAGGGAGAGUUACCUUGAAUAUUCCAGCACCUGUUCAGGGAAUGUAUGCUUAAGAGGGGUAGUAUGCAGCAACGAUUAGAAACAUUGAUAUCAACCACUCAUUGAAUGUUUUAUACUAGGCCUAUCAUUAUCAUUAUUGGAAAAGUAAAUUGUAUUGGUUUAGGAAUGGCAACAAUUCAUAAAAGACAGUUUGUGAAUGUGAUAAAUAAUAAUGAUAAAUUGAUAUAGGACUUGUAUAGCGCAUGUAUUCACCUUGUUACGUGCUCAGGGUGCUCCUAUAUUAACCCAGCUAUUAAGUCUACUGAUUCAACAGCUUUUUGAGGAAGUACUUAAUUCCUGCCAGUAACCAUUUACCUCACCUGGGUUGAGUGCAGCACAAUGUGGAUAAAUUUCUUGCUGAAGGAAAACACGCCAUGGCUUGGGAUUGACCCCAUGUCCCUCCUAUUGAAAGACGAGAGUCUAAACCACUAGACCACACUCCCCCACAUUAGACAUGGAAACAAUUCACAUAGUCACAUACCCCUCAUAAUUUACUGGGACAUAGGGCAAUAAAUUUGCCCCUAAAAUGUACAAAAUAUCCCAGGCUUAAGGGAAAUUGGCAGAAACAGGAGUUCGAGAAAUUGUCUGCAUAUACAUGUUGCCCCACAGUAAAAUUUGAAAAAAAACCUUUUGAUGUAAUGCACUUCAAACACUCUGUCCGGCUAUCUACUUGAGAUGUUGAUGUAUCGUUAACUGCAUGGCGUGCGCUGCAUCCUGCACAGAGUUGAAAAGAGGUCACUCUCUUUUAUUGAUUGGCCAAGGGAAUGUGUUAAGGUCUUUGAGAAGUGCAUUACCUCAAGAAUGAG